AAGACUGCGUUUCCUUUGAGGACCAGCGCAUACCCGCACAGUGUCGUAAAAUCAUCAUCUCCUGGUCGCCUGCAGAUGGAUCAAACGACACUUCUGUUUCCAGCGGCUGUGUGAAGGAUGAAUAGUAAUAAGGCGCAUCUGUAUGCAUGGAAGAACUCCGGCUGCGCGACAGGUUCACUGACACCGCAGAACCCGCCGCCUGCUUGAGUAAUAAGCAGUGAGCAAUGAGAGGAGACGGGAGCCUGCAGGACGACACAGUGGCGCGGAAAUGAAUAAGAAAAGGAUGAAAAUUGGUUGAUUUUGAAAUAUUAGUCCAACUUGGGAAUCUGGUGAAUUGCCCAUUAUUGUCCUCAGCUCUUUAGCUGAUUCAUCAGUGCCUUUCCAAGAUGGCCUCCUGCCAAAACAUCACAGAAAAUGAGGUUCUCCAGUUGAUAGAUGAUUCUGAAAUUGGGAAUGGAAGCCCGAAGCCCGCCGAGAAGUUGCUUCAUUCCGGCGGCCGCGUGAGGGGCAACCGGCAACACAUGGGAGGCGUCAGCAGAUGAGGUGACCUAUUGUCACCACCUCAUCAUGGACAGUCACAUACCGUCCUCCAAACUGUGGACUGCGAAAGAGCAGUUGCGAACUGUGACUCAAAUGGACUACAAGUAUACCCUACUGGGGACUGGGGAGGAUGACUAUCGCAAGAGGCCGCUGCUUCUGCAGGUGGACCAAGCACCGAUGAACCUCUUCGCUGUCCUGGAAGUGAAGCCCGAGCACCUGCGGAGGUGGAGCACGCCCGGCAGCUUCCGCAAGGUCCGCUUCUGCGGCGUCCUUCUCGGCGUGGCCGUCACUUUCGCCGUCAUGGCCUCAUAUGUUCUUACGGGGGACAGUAAGGACCUCCUGCUCACGCCGUCGCCUUAUCAUCACUCCGCUAGCCCACCGGGACCCUUCGCCCUCAACCUAUCCUCGGUCAAGAAUUACACACACCUCCAGACGGUGGUCAAGUCCAUCGCUGCCAAAGUGGAGUUUCGCGGUGGACGGCGGUUGCCGGUGUUUGAGACCUUGGCUCGAAGUGAGCGACAUAUGUUUUCCGUCAUCCCCCGUCAAUUCCUCCCUGGUUUCCGCAACCCCUGCUGGCACGAGGAAUACGCCGGGAACAUCAACUCGGACCCGUACAGCGCCAACCUAUACGCGCGCUACUCCCGCAGCUUUCGUGCCGUCUUCCAGCACUUGAGGAGCGCCUUCCCAAAGCACUUGUUUAGCCGCGAUGGCAAGCUCUACCGCAUCCGUUGCCUGCCGUAUUUCUACAUUAUCGGACAGCCCAAGUGCGGCACCACCGAUCUUUACGACCGCUUGCGGCUGCACCCAGACGUCAAGUUCUCCACCUUCAAAGAGCCGCACUGGUGGACCCGCAAGAGGUUCGGCAUCAUUCGUCUAAGCGAGGGUUUCCACGACCGAUACCCGGUGGACGACUACCUGGACUUGUUUGACCAAGCUGCUCAUUUCAUCCAAGGCAGCCAGGCGGCCAACCAAAGUGGCAUACCCGCUCAGCCCGACGUCAUCAUUGGCGAAGCCAGCGCCUCCACAAUGUGGGACAACAACGCCUGGGUGUACUUCUACGACAACACCACCAGCGGAGGUGAGCCGCCCUUCCUCAUCCAGGACUUCCUACAUGCCCUGCAGCCUGACGCCCGCUUCAUCGUCAUGCUCAGAGACCCCGUGGAAAGGCUCUACUCGGACUACUUGUACUUCGGCAUCGCCAACAAGUCGGCGGAGGAUUUUCACGAGAAGGUGUCUGAGUCCGUGCAGCUUUUGGACGGCUGCCUGGCCGACUACACGCUUCGCUCGUGCGUCUACAACACCAGCGUCAACAACGCCAUGCCUGUACGACUGCAGGUAGGCCUGUACGUGGUCUAUUUGCUGGACUGGCUGAGCGUGUUCGGCAGAGAGCAGAUUCUCGUCCUGCGGUUAGAAGACCACGCCUCCAACAGGAAGUCCACCAUGCACACUGUCUUCCACUUCCUUGGUCUGGCACCGCUGAGCCAGCAGAUGGAGGCGGAGCUCAACAGAAGCCCCGCCUCUAAUAGCAGGAGGCCGGCUGACAAGAACCUGGGCCCCAUGCUGCCCGCCACCAAACACAUUCUGCGCGACUUUUAUGCGCCCUUCAACCGCAAACUGGCGCAAGUCUUGCGCAAUGACUCCUUCCUGUGGGACGCCAACCCCUGACCUCUGCAGUGAUUUCCCCCUGCUAGAAAGCCAAAAAGGCUUGUGAUUGCCUAGCGCCACCUAAAGAUGGCGGCAAAGUACUUUUUAUCUGACUAAACCAAGCUCCUGCCCUCAUAUCAUUAAGGCGCCAAAGCACUUCUUUAAUAUUAAACGCGGCUUAUUCACAGCACUUCACUGUAUAAGUCUUGGAGCUUGGUAACCACUGAGGACAUCAUCGUCAUCACUUCCAUCAUCAUCAUUUUCAAGUGCCCAUUUUCCCUUUUUAAUUUAAAUUAUUUGAUAGGUAAGCAGCGGAAAUACAUCAAAGACGGCAGAUAGCACAAGUGUGUGUGCGAGUGUGCGUGUGUGUGUGAGAGAGAUACAGUUUGGAAGAGAUUUUAUUGUAUGAAUAUGUACAGUAAAAAGAGCUGUAAAAAAAUAAAUAAAUAAAA
This is a messenger RNA of Corythoichthys intestinalis (scribbled pipefish), 2636 nucleotides long. RefSeq names its product carbohydrate sulfotransferase 15-like. Gene Ontology annotation, biological process: hexose biosynthetic process. NCBI's taxonomy places the organism in Eukaryota, Metazoa, Chordata, Actinopteri, Syngnathiformes, Syngnathidae. The transcript has 11 exons. The coding region runs from base 568 to 2205 and encodes 545 amino acids. The record is from RefSeq and is a predicted model, not a curated record. Gene Ontology annotation, molecular function: N-acetylgalactosamine 4-sulfate 6-O-sulfotransferase activity.